Molecule: messenger RNA, 810 nt
Organism: Blastomyces dermatitidis ER-3
Lineage: Eukaryota; Fungi; Ascomycota; Eurotiomycetes; Onygenales; Ajellomycetaceae
Exons: 2
Coding region: 1-810 (269 amino acids)
Source: RefSeq, a predicted model, not a curated record
AUGAGAACUGCCCCUGCCAAUCAAAGCACUCCAGCUACAACUACUGUCAAUGAUGACAAUGAUCUAAGCCCUGAUCUUGCAGAAUACCUUCAAAAUCAAGGUGACAUCUCUGCACUGAGCAGAGUUCUUCAAGAAUUCCGUGAAUGUGUCAAAUAUCUUCAAAAAUCAGGUCUUCUCAAAUCAACAUCUGAUUACCUCAUUUGGAAGGAAGAGAUCCUGCUUGUUGUUAAGCAAUCUCAUACAGAAGAUAUCCUUGCUAGCAAGCCCUUGGAGAAUGUGGAAAUCUGCAGAGCCCAUCUGUCCAAGGAAUUCAAUGAUAUCAGUGCAACUGCCAUCUAUGAUGGCUCCAACCACUUGUUCAUAGAACAUCUGCUUGCAAUCCGCGUUGAGUAUAUCCACCUUGAAUAUGCUAAUAUCCCCAACUUCAUAUUCUUCGACAAGCUCCUCAACAGCCUCACCAAGAAGUGGUCAACCUUUAUCAGAGAUCGCAUGGACUAUGCAGCAAAGGAUGAUAAUGUCACAUCACUAGAAGAUGAUUUCCUUGAUCUCUGCAGAGAUAUACUACUCUGCCUGCCGUUGGAUGACAAAAAUGCCAGAGAUGACACAAAGAAUGCCAAAGACACCAUCAAGAAGGAUAAGGAUAAUAAGAAGAACAACAAGAAGUGCACCCACUGCAAGCAGGAUGGCUAUGAAGAGCCUUACUGCUGGUUCACACACCCUGAAAAGUGUCCUGUCGAUUGGAAGGAUAGAACAAAGAAUAAUAAUGAAAGCUCAGCGCCUACAUACACCACUGUUGAGCAUGUCUACUAA